This is a messenger RNA of Protopterus annectens (West African lungfish), 3432 nucleotides long. RefSeq names its product 2-phosphoxylose phosphatase 1 (gene PXYLP1). Bases 282 to 1721 code for a protein of 479 amino acids. Gene Ontology annotation, molecular function: phosphatase activity. The transcript has 6 exons. Gene Ontology annotation, cellular component: Golgi apparatus. Gene Ontology annotation, biological process: glycosaminoglycan biosynthetic process; dephosphorylation; chondroitin sulfate proteoglycan biosynthetic process. The record is from RefSeq and is a predicted model, not a curated record. NCBI's taxonomy places the organism in Eukaryota, Metazoa, Chordata, Ceratodontiformes, Protopteridae.
UACUAUAACCAGCUGCUGGAGACUGAGCUGUCAGUCAAUAAUUGACGUAUUCGUAUUUUGUUCCGCGGCUUGGAUGAAGUGCUGUAUUUGGUACUCCUUAGAAGUGGAACAUUUCUUUUGUUGUUGUUUUUAUUUAUAUAGAAAUGGAGUACGGCAAUACGAGAGAUAGCUGCUCGAUGUAGCUUUCAUGGAUGGAGAAAGACACAAAUCCGUGUUCUGCUCUGCAAAAUACCAGCGGUGUCUUUGGAUAUGAGAUGAUGAAGGGAGACUGAAACAAAAGAAUGCAUUUCAGAAAUCGUUUCCUGUUCUUGUUGGCUUUGGCAGCUGUUGUAGCCAUUCUGAGUCUAAGUCUGCAGUUCUUGCACUUGAUCCCUUUAAUGCCACAAAAGGAAGAUGGGAUAAGUAUUAGAAAUCACAGGAGGAUAAUGCCGGAUUUACUUACAGAACUACCUGUCCUUGACCCUAUUUAUGAAGCAUAUGCAUACUGCAAUAUUCCUAACUCAACAGAGCAUUCUGUGGAAGGUCACGCACCUCCUGAUUACAAACUCCUGUCUGUCCAAGUGAUGAUUCGUCAUGGUGACAGAUACCCACUGUAUGCUAUUCCUAAAACCAAAAGACCUGCCAUUGACUGCAUAUUGGUGCCCAAUAGGGAGCCAUCUCACCAACAGCUGGGAUCAUUUAUACAUCACAUGUCAAAAGCAGAUGGAAGCCACAUGGACAGCACUCUUAAAAGCCUUCCUCAUUACCCAAGUCAUACUGUUUGUGAGAUGGGAGAGCUUACCCAGACAGGUGUUGUACAACAUCUCCACAAUGGGCAGGUCUUACGUGAAACAUAUGUAGAUAAACAUAAACUUCUGCCUAAGGAUUGGACAACAAAACAUGUUUAUAUAGAAUCCACUGGAAAAAGUCGAACGCUGCAGAGUGGAUUGGCACUCUUGUUCACCCUUCUUCCUGAGUUUGACUUGAAGAAAAUUGCAGUCCGGCACCAGUGGAGCACUAUUUUUUGUUCCAGUAGUUGUGACUGUCCACUUAGGAACUACUAUUUGGAAGAGGAGCAACGUCGCCAAUAUAACUUGCGGAUAAAAGAUAAACGACUAGAGGAUACCUACAUUGACAUGGCUAAAAUAGUGGGCAUACCUACUAGACAGCUAAGAGCUGCUAAUCCUAUAGACUCUUUACUGUGUCAUUUUUGUCAUAACAUCAGUUUUCCUUGCACACAGAAUGGCUGCAUUAACUUUGAGCACUUUAGAGUCAUUAAGACUCACCAACUGGCAGAUGAAAGAGACAGACAAGAAAAGAAACUUUAUUAUAAGUAUUCAGUACUUGCCACUCACCCAUUCCUCAACCAGACUGUCACUCAUAUGCAGCAAAUAGCACAAGGCAAAAGUGAAGGUGUUUUUGCCCUUUAUUCUGCACAUGAUGUCACGGUAUCACCAGUACUCAAUGCGAUGGGCCUGACAGAAGCCAGAUUUCCAAGGUUUGCUGCUAGGAUUGUCUUUGAGCUGUGGCAGGGUCCAAACAGUAGCACUGAACACUUUAUUCGUAUUCUCUAUAAUGGAGAUGAUGUCACAUUUCAGACCUCAUUCUGUCAAAGCCACAACAGGUGGUCCAACCUGCCAAUGUGUCCUUUCAAGCAUUUUGUUAAUUUUGUACAGAAAGAUAUGUUUUCCAUUCUAAACAGCACUAACUAUUAUGAUGCCUGCCACAGGAGAAUUUAUUAAGGAGGAUGACAUUCCAUAUUUAGGAAAGACAAGAGUUCAAGGAUAGACAAGAAUUCAAGAACGGAAAAUAUGUUUUGAAUAGUCAUUAAAUAAGUGACUACAUUUUGUAUGUAAUAUCUGUAUUUGGAUACGUGUUUAUUUUUAAAGUAAAAAAAAAAAGGUGCUGGAAGAGAAAACUGACCCAAGCAUUAAAAGAAUAAUGAUCACUUAACUGAUCUCAACAAGACCAUUUUUAUGCAAGAGAUUCAAUAAGUAGAGCUGACCUUUAGAGAAUAGUUUAAAAUUCUUUUCUGUUUGUUAUAAUUCAUUCAUGCAUUUCUUCUCCAGUUACUGGCUUAAAGGUUCAUAGGGGAACCAGAGCCUGUCUUGGUAUUCUGUGAGCACAAGGCAGAGAAGUUAAUUCUGGACAGGAUGUCAGUGUAAUACAGGAUUCCAUUUUACACACACACACACACACACACACACACACACACACACACACACACACACACACACACACACACACACGCAGUUUGAUUGCCAGUUUGGCUGUGGUAUGACUUUAUUAUGCCUUCUGAACAAAUAUGAUACUUAGAAUGGCUGCCUCGUGAGAUUUUUUUAUUGUAUAACUGUGUGGCUUUCAUGUAGGACAUAUGUAGGGAAGGGCAGGCGACAAUGCAUUGGGAGCAUUUUGUUUUUUAUUUUCUUUCAUUAUAGCUGCAUAAUUUUACAGUUUAGUGAGAUUAAAAGAGGAAUGCAUAAUUUAAAACUUUCUGCACUCUAGUUGUUUAAUUAGAUGUCAAAGUAGUAUGGGGAGAUUCUGACUGGCUAAAGACAUCUUCAGCCAAUUGGAAUGUCCUAAGAACAUGCACAGUGUAGUAAUCCAUCUGAAGUACAUUAAGUUUUUUUUUAAACCAAGCAUACUGUAAAAAAAAAAAACUCUAACUUUAAGAAAGUCAUGCAUUGCAAAAUAAAUUAAGAAACAAAAUGUGGAACAAUGACUUUUUCGUUUCAGUCCCCCUCCCCUACAUCAGUGCUGCAAUAAAGAUUUUAGUAUUUCUUUUUUAAUGUUUUACUACUCAUGACUUGCAUUACUUAUGAGGUGCUUGCAGGUGCUAAUAACAGCCCUUUUAACAUCUCACGUACAUAAAGAAUAUAUUUGAUCAUUCUUCAGGAGUAAUAAAACCUUAACAUGUACUGCAGCAGCUUUAAUAGUGUUAUCAAAACUACUGGCUUUUGCAGUUAAAUGCAUUUUAUUGUUAUGUGCUGUACCAUUCUCCAUACCCUUUUGUUCCUGUUACAUCCUUUUUCAAAAAUUUUCUGUUAGUUAAGGCAGUACUGUUUAUUUGCGUGUUUUUCAGUAGUAGUAUAUUUGUGUCAGAAUCCUCAAAGUCCAGUUAUAUUCUUUCAUAGAUUUUGUAAUUCCCACUACUGUUUUCGCCCAGCAUAACAACUUAUCACUACUCUGUUCUGUUCCAUUGUGGAUGUAAUAGUUCGUCCAUAGUAUGACCUUAGUAUAUGUACAUUUGGUAGGUUAAAAAAAUGCAUUAUGUGUGCACAACAAAUAUUUGCAGCUGCUGAGGGCCACAAAGUAUUUGUUGUGAAAUUAAACUGUGUUUUUACAGCUGUCUUGACGAUAAAAAAGACAAAGAUAAUGGUUCAAAAGUAUGCUUUUUACAACUGUCUGAAAAAAUGAAUAAUAAAACAAAUAUUGUCAAAAUGGUUCCAGAAA